AGUCUUUUUCCAUGGCGCGCUAUGUUUUGUGUUUUGUUUUGGCGGCGUUUCCACGAUUUUUCUCGUAAAUUGUCGUAGGAAGUGUAGUGUGAACAGUUUAGGAAAAAUUUCGUUCGCUGAAGGUGAAAAUACGUAAUUGAAUAUCAUUAUGAGUUCCGAUUGGCAUGCAAAUCGAUCCGACGAUGAGGAAGAUGAGUACGAAGAAGCUUUUGCUGGCCGUUCGGGGUACAUACUGACCGUAGAUUGUGCCGGUUACAUGUUCGAACAGGAAGAUGAAUCUGAGUCUCCGUUUGUAGAAGUGCUCCAAAUCAUCGAGGCCAUGAUGCGUAACAAAGUGGUUACCAACGAAACGGAUUUGAUUGGAGUAAUUUUUUACAAUACCAAAAACAAUCCCGCACCAGAAAGCGACGAAGAACUGCAACCAGGCUUAGUUGCACCGCGACAAUGUGCCAUCUACAUUCCACUCGGCACCACUUCAGUGGAAAUGAUUCGCAAAGUGCGUGGAAUGCGCGAAUCGAACGAUUUGUUCGGUUUCGAUUCAAAGUACGGUCACUCAGGUGGUACCAGUUUGUCAAAUGUAAUGUGGCUCUGUUCAAGAAUGUUUUCCCACUGUGGGUACAAGUUGCGCCAAUCCACGAUCGUGCUGUUUACGAGCAACGAUAAACCACACGACAGUAGUACCAACGAGUAUCAGCAAGCAUUGGUAAAGGCGAGGGAUCUGCAACAGAAAGAAAUUUUUGUAGAGCUGGUACCGAUGAGCAGCACCUUUAAUUGCGACCAUUUCUACAAAGAAUUCCUGUGCACCGUGCUGUUGGAAGAUAUGAACGAUUUCGAUGCUCCGGUGUAUGAACAAUCGAAGGCUACGCUUCUGAAUCGAUUGUUUGUCAGAAGCUAUAAAAAACGAUCAACGGCCCACCUAAAGUGGCAUCUUUCGGAUGAUCUAGCACUGGGUGUGAAUGUUUAUACGUUAAGAAGGAGUCCACGUUAUCCUAAAAAGGUACGAUUGUUAAGAUCAACAAACGAAGUGAUCGUUUCGAAACGGGUUCAUGUGUCGAGCACCUUUUCCGAGGAUGGAGAGCAGGAAACAUCCAAAGUAAUUUUACCCGGUGAGCAGAGAAAAUCGAUCACAAUCGGUGGUGAAAAAGUGUCGUUUAAGCCGGAGGAAGUGGCCCAUAUGAAACAGUUACUACCACCAGGAAUACGCCUUUUGGGAUUCAAACCGGCAUCAGUGAUCGACAUAACAAAUCAUAUCAGCAGCUGCUUAUUCUUGUACCCCAAUGAGGGUUAUAUUAACGGUUCGACUGUACUGUUUCGUGCGCUGUAUGAAAAAUGUCUUGAAAAGAGCCAGGUGGCCUUCUGUUUGCUUACUAUGCGUCGGAAGCAACCAACUAAGUUGGUUGCGCUGGUACCUCAACAGGAAUUAGCUCACGAUCCUUUAGGUGAGGCGGAUCGACAAUGUGGUUUUCGUGUAGAGUUUAUACCGUUUGCUGGUGAUAUUCGAAAGUUAUCCAUGCUCGAGGGAAUUACAACUCCGGAGGUAACAGAUGAGCAGACGGAUUUGUUUAAAAAGAUGAUCAAAAAGGUGAAGUUUAAAUUUCACCCGUCACAUUUUGAGGAUCCGUCGUCGCAAAAUCUGUACAUCAAUAUCGAGUCGCUGGUGUUCGAUGUGCAAGAUGCGGAGCUUGUCGACUCGACGCAACCCGAUUGUGAAAGAAUCGAUUCAAAGCUGGAACCAAUUUUAACCGACAUGGCGCGUAUGUUUGGCGAGGAUCCUGAAGAAGCACCAAAGCGUCGCCGGAAUGACGAAGCAGACACUGAAGCUGAACCCCGGGCUAAAGGGCCAAGAGUCGUACCGGUGAACGAUGAAGAACUGGUUGAAAUGGUGAAACAGGGCAAGGUGACGAGCUUAACCGUAGCCGUACUUAAGCAAUACCUGCAAAAACAAGGCGCCCGUGGACUUUCCGGGCUGACAAAAUCGGGCCUUAUUGAUAAAAUAAUUGAGAUACAAGACGAUUAAAAC
Anopheles funestus (African malaria mosquito) is the source of this 2020-nucleotide messenger RNA. RefSeq names its product X-ray repair cross-complementing protein 6 (gene Irbp). Gene Ontology annotation, molecular function: DNA helicase activity; damaged DNA binding; telomeric repeat DNA binding. NCBI's taxonomy places the organism in Eukaryota, Metazoa, Arthropoda, Insecta, Diptera, Culicidae. Gene Ontology annotation, biological process: cellular response to gamma radiation; cellular response to X-ray; double-strand break repair via nonhomologous end joining. Gene Ontology annotation, cellular component: Ku70:Ku80 complex; nucleus. Bases 149 to 2017 code for a protein of 622 amino acids. The transcript has 8 exons. The record is from RefSeq and is a predicted model, not a curated record.